Messenger RNA from Colletotrichum destructivum, 2344 nucleotides. RefSeq lists its product as uncharacterized. Bases 284 to 2296 code for a protein of 670 amino acids. The transcript has a single exon. NCBI's taxonomy places the organism in Eukaryota, Fungi, Ascomycota, Sordariomycetes, Glomerellales, Glomerellaceae. The record is from RefSeq and is a predicted model, not a curated record.
CCACCCACGCCCAUGCCCAUGCCCACGCCCCCCUGAGAUCAACAUCAACAUCGCAUCGCGGUCCGGCGUCACUUUUCACACAUUCCGCCUCACUGCAACCUAAGAUACUUCGCGAUUGGCGACCCAUCCUUCCCACCUCCGCCCCCGAUACAGCGCCCACCGUGCAACAGGGCCCCAAUUGAUCAUACAGGGCCUCAAUUGAUUAUCGGACGACCGCGGGGGGGAAAAAAGGCACUUCACACUGCACCAUUCGACAUCACGCCCGCAUGAAACCCGACUCAUCAUGUCCUCGUCCCUAGCUCGCACCCGCUCGCUGCGGAAGCCGACGCAGGGCUCCUCGACAGACCUCCCCCCGACCUCGACCUCGACCUCGACCGUCACCACGGCACCAGCAGCAGCACCAGCACCGCCGACGACGUCAACGCAAAGACCCGCCUCGCCGAGCAGGCUCCCAGCGCCCCGCUCCCUCGCCGCCACCCGCCCAACCACUCGCAGCGUCUCCGGCGCCAGCGUCGCCAGCUCAAAGAGCGGCGCCUCCGACGCGGCGGCCGCGGCGAAGAAGAAGAGAGCGAACCCCCUAUCUACGCUCCUUGGCCGCCCCGCCUCGACCCGCCAGACCCCGGGAACGACAUCGGCAACGCGACCUAGAGAUGCCGCCGCCGCAGGAGGACCCCCCUCCGCGCCCCCCUCCAGAACGAGCGUGCUGUCCGGCCCGACGAGGCCGUCCUCCACGCGAGAUCCCGCGCCGACACGGCCAAGACACCCCCCCGCCCCAUCCUCAUCCUCAUCAUCCACCACAGCCGGCGCCGCCACCGGCACUCGAUCGACGACCGCAACCACGCGACCCACGACGUCGGGCGGCGUACCCUCCUCGAAGCUCACCAGCGCUGCGUCUUCGGCGACCUCGAGCCCUACAAAGGGCCACUCGCGCGCAAGAAGCGUCGCCACCCUCAACGGAAGCACCAUCCUCCGCCCGCCCGGCCAGCCCUCCGCGUCCGACCGCACCACGAGGUCGCGCCCGACAUCCCUCUAUGGCGCGCCCCCCACGUCGACAUCAACAGGAACAACUACAACCACGGCAGCAGCGACAAGGCCCCGCCCGCCCUCCGCCACGGACCGCCUCUCCACGAAACCCUCGCCCGUUUCCUCCCUCUCUUCGACCACCACCAGCAGCACGACAACGGCGGCAGCGGCGACGACAACGACGACAAGAACAAGACCAUCCCGAACGGCAAGCACAUCAACAGCACCCGCGAAACCACACCAGCAAGCGCGCCCCCCCUCCUCCUCCUCUCACUCGCCCACCUCUCCGCCGCGACAGCCUCCCAAACCCGCCGCCGGCGCCCUGCGCCCCUUCUUCAACACCCUCCAGCAGCACUAUUCCCCCGCCAAGUCCCUCGCCCCGAAGCCCCUGACGGCCACCUACCUCGCGCCCCCUUCCCCCUCCAAGCUCCCCUCCAACGUCGCCCUCUCCGCCGAGACCGCCCGCCUCCAGACCGAGCUCCUCCAGCUGCACCUCUUGCACCGCGACCUGCCCCAGACCACCGCCGCCUGGCACGCCAGCGCCCGCGACAAGCUCGCCGCCCGCCACGCCUCCCUAGGCAGAUCCGCCGCCGACCUCGCCCGGCAGGAGGCCGAAGCCGCCGAAUGCCUCAACAUCGCCGCCCUCCGCCGCUGGGGCAGCCACCGCCACAACCACCACCACCACUCCUCCUCCUCCUCGUCCUCUCCGGCCACCAUUGCCGCCGCGACCCUAGAGGACAAGAUCCAGCGCCUCGACGCCCUCCUCGCCUCCCUCUGGUCCCUCGACACCCCCGGCGGCAAACACCACCGCCUUGUCCGCGCCUUCGAGCGCUGGGCCUCGGUCCUCCCAGACCUCGAGGCCGCUCGCGCCCGCGCCGAGGACCAGGGCGACCCGGAGGCCCUGCUCGACGCCGACUCCCAGGUCCGCUUCGGCGGCGCCCUCGACGCCCGCUGGAAGGAAGACGCCGCCGCCCUCGUCCGCAAGCUCGAGGGCUGGCGCGCGCAGUUGCGGGAGCUGGAGUUCAACGACGAGGAAGAGAGCGGCGACGGCGGCGACGGCGGCAAGACCCGGAUGUCGUCGAGCCUGGAGCGCAUGUUGGACGGCUGCGGCAGUCUGAUCAGGGACAUGCUCGACGAGCUGGCCGUCAUGGAAGAGAUCGAGGCCGUCGCCGUCGAGAGGGAGACGGAGUGGAUCAGGAGGAUGAACCGCCAGGGAGAGGACGGCCGUGGCAAAGAUACCCCGAGAGCCGGCGCUGUUUGGAGAGUUGUCUGAGAUCUCGAGUGGCCUUGGACGCUCCGGCAAGCAUACAAAAUUUUCCUA